CAGCCAGCACAAAUGGUUUUAUAGAUCAUCUCACUUGAUUCACAUUUCUCACUUCUCUUUCUUUCUCACUCCACUUCUAGAGAGAGAGAAAAAAAAACCAAACAAUAAUUCAUGUGUUUUCCUCUUCUUCAUUGAGAUCAUCUUUGUCGGUGGAAUUUCCAUUUCCAUCUCCAUUUCCAUCUCCAUAGUUCAUACAUUAACUCAAGCCUUUGAGUAUGUACGGAAGAGAUCCAUGGGGUGGUCCAUUAGAGAUCAACGCCACAGACUCAGCAACAGAUGAAGAUCGUAGCAGGAAUCUUCAAGAGCUGGAUAGAGCAGCGUUGUCUCGUCCAUUAGAUGAAACUCAACAGAGUUGGUUGUUGGGUCCCACUGAACAGAAGAAGAAGAAGAAGUAUGUAGAUCUGGGGUGUAUCAUUGUUAGCCGCAAGAUCUUUGUUUGGACUGUUGGGACUAUUCUCUGUGCUGCUGCUCUUGCUGGUUUGGUUGUGCUUAUUGUUAAGACUGUUCCUCGCCAUCAUCAUAAACAUCCUCCUCCGGAUAAUUAUACUCUUGCUCUUCAUAAAGCUCUCAUGUUCUUCAAUGCACAAAAAUCUGGGAAACUUCCAAAGCAUAACAAUGUUUCUUGGAGGGGAACUUCGUGUAUGCAAGAUGGAAAGGGUGAUGGUGUUUCUGCCGCGAUCAAGGAUCUGGUUGGUGGAUACUAUGAUGCUGGAGAUGCCAUCAAGUUCAAUUUUCCGGCUGCUUUUUCCAUCACUAUGUUGAGUUGGAGUGUUAUUGAGUAUAGUGGUAAAUAUGAAGCUACCGGGGAGCUUGAUCAUGUCAAGGAAAUCAUUAAAUGGGGUACUGAUUAUUUUCUCAAGACAUUCAAUAAUACUGCUGAUACCAUUACCACUAUUGCUGCUCAGGUUGGGAGUGGAGAUACCUCAGAUGGAAGUACGACACCCAAUGAUCACUACUGCUGGAUGCGUCCAGAAGACAUUGAUUACGACAGGCCAGUCACCGAAUGUCACAGUUGUUCGGAGCUUGCUGCAGAGAUGGCUGCUGCCUUGGCGGCUGCAUCUAUUGUUUUCAAAGACAACAAAGCCUAUUCCAAGAAACUUGUUCAUGGUGCCGGUACACUUUUUAAGUUUUCCAGGGAUCAGAGAGGCAGAUACAGUGCAGGUAGUGCCGAGGCUUCGAUAUUCUACAAUUCUACCGGCUAUUUUGAUGAGUUUGUUUGGGGAGGCGCGUGGAUGUACUUUGCCACCGGAAAUAACACGUACCUUAGGCUUGCUACUAAUCCCGGUAUUGCUAAACAUGCCGGUGCUUUCUGGGGAGGCCCUGAUUACGGAGUACUGAGCUGGGAUAACAAGCUUGCUGGUGCACAGGUUCUUCUUAGUCGUUUGAGGUUGUUCUUGAGUCCUGGGUAUCCAUACGAAGAAAUUCUAAGGACCUUCCACAAUCAGACCAGUAUAAUCAUGUGCUCCUACCUACCUGUGUUCACAAGCUUUAACAGAACCAAAGGAGGCUUGAUUCAAUUAAAUCAUGGUAGGCCUCAGCCCCUCCAAUAUGUUGUCAAUGCAGCCUUUUUGGCUACCCUAUACAGUGAUUACCUUGAUGCUGCCGAUACACCUGGGUGGUAUUGUGGACCUAAUUUCUAUUCAACCGAAAAACUCCGCGAGUUUGCUAGGACACAGAUUGAUUACAUCCUUGGGAAGAAUCCACGGAAAAUGAGCUAUAUUGUAGGUUUUGGUAAUCAUUAUCCAAAACAUGUUCACCAUAGAGGUGCAUCUAUACCAAAGAACAAGGUUAAAUAUAACUGCAAAGGUGGAUGGAAAUGGAGGGACACAUCAAAGCCAAAUCCAAAUAUACUUGUUGGUGCCAUGGUUGCUGGUCCUGACAGGCACGACGGUUUCCAUGAUGUUCGAUCAAACUACAAUUACACAGAGCCAACACUUGCUGGAAAUGCUGGUUUAGUAGCAGCAUUAGUCGCACUAUCAGGUGACAAAAGCAUACCGAUUGACAAAAAUACUCUUUUCUCUGCUGUUCCACCAAUGUUUCCAACACCACCACCACCUCCAGCACCAUGGAAACCAUAAGGUGUCAUGUCACGUCACGUCGUUAUCUUUUCUCUACAACAAGUACCACAAACGACUCGAGUGCAUUAGUAACUUGAGUUGUUUUAUAUCUCGACUAAAAGUUUCAAGGAAAAUUUUGAAGACAAGGCAAACAUACUUGGCCUAGUGAAUCUAGUUGGUUGUGUGGCUAAUGGUGACUCGAGAGUAGAAUUAAGACUUUGAUAAAGUGGUACUUGAGAGUGUCUCUUUGUAUUUUUCUUUUCUUUUUGUGAUAUACAUAGUAUAUUUGUAUCAAAACCAAAUCUUGUAUUCUUUAAACAUAAAAACUGAACAGCUUGUAAUUGUUUGACAGUUUCAUCUAAUGUGGUUACUUUUUUA
Vicia villosa (hairy vetch) is the source of this 2435-nucleotide messenger RNA. RefSeq names its product endoglucanase 25-like. The record is from RefSeq and is a predicted model, not a curated record. Gene Ontology annotation, biological process: carbohydrate metabolic process. Bases 216 to 2078 code for a protein of 620 amino acids. The transcript is spliced from 6 exons. Lineage: Eukaryota; Viridiplantae; Streptophyta; Magnoliopsida; Fabales; Fabaceae. Gene Ontology annotation, molecular function: hydrolase activity, hydrolyzing O-glycosyl compounds.